Molecule: messenger RNA, 2341 nt
Organism: Westerdykella ornata
Lineage: Eukaryota; Fungi; Ascomycota; Dothideomycetes; Pleosporales; Sporormiaceae
Exons: 3
Coding region: 292-1947 (551 amino acids)
Source: RefSeq, a predicted model, not a curated record
AGUUUCCGAAGACAGAACAGCGCCAGGCGAUAGAUGCGAUGAAGUCAUUCCUCGGCACCGGUUUGCGCGCAAGGGUCUCUCGGCAAAACUUGCCUAAAUCUACGAAACCACGCGGGCGACAUUCAACAUCCCACCCCAACGCGUCGAGACGCGCCGUUAUUGCUAACAUUGAUUCCACGCGCCAUUCCAGUCGAAAUGUAUAGCUAGAGCCUCCGUCGAUGCCGAGCGAUUCUCCACUCCGCCGCAUAGCAUACCCACUAUUCCACAUAACAGUGAACAUUCACGCCCGACAUGAAUGAACCACCACGAAAGAGACGCAAGACCGCCUCGCCCAACGCAAGUGAAGCAGCUUCGAGCCCUCUGAAGAAACCUCUACGCCGACCGUCUUUUGCAUCUCCCACAAAGGCCAGCCUUGCGCGAUUCAAUCCGAACCUCUUGCAGACCGGCAGGGAAGCUCUGAUCCAGCGCGGAAAGCAGGCACGCGCCUUUAUAUUUGGCGGAAGCGCGGAGCAAACUGCUGGAACUGGGAACACGCAGAAUGAAGCAGACCCUACGAUUGCUGCCGCAGGGCGAGGGAGCUCGUUGGAAGAGGAGCGCCGCGCAACUGUCUCAGAAGUAGCACGGAGGAAUACACGGGAGUCCACAUCGGUGAGCCAAGAGGAGGAAGAGCCGGAACUGCCACAGACGUCUCCUCAGGCCUUGGAGCAGGACACUCCUCGACGAGGAAUGCUCUUCUCUUCGCCAAGCAAAAGGCCUCCGCGCAAAGCGACCGGUGUCCACUCCUCAUUGAAGGCAAGACCAGGAGUGAGCUCGGAAACAAGGAUUCAGCCCGUGAACGGUGCAGAUGCUCGAGGAGAAGGGACCGAAACUGGUGCAGCCAAGAAGAAGGAACCUCCUGAUCCUGAGCUGGAGAGUAAGAAGCGGGAGAAGGAGAAGCUUUUGAGGGAGCUGGCAGAUUUGCAAAACGAUGUCGAGCAAUGCGUGGACAAGGUGAAGUGGCUCCACAGCCGAUCUCCUAGUCAAGAACUUGACCCGGGGGAUCGGGAUGAUUUGAUCUCCUUCAUCAACAAAAUGACGAAUUCGGAAGCGCUAGAAAGGGACAAAACCGAGCCGACAAUAUCCAAUCUUCUGUGCUCAUUUCUCCCAUAUGCAGCACAAGCCAUCCACCAGCCUCAGAACCGAGAUGAUGCGGAGGACAUUGUUCCAUCACAUCACCCCAUCGACCUGGACGAUCCGCUUCCGUACCUGCAAAUGUUCACCUCCUUGCAAUUCACUCCUCGGAUGAGUCUACCAGAUCUAGAAGGCUUGGACAACGAGUCGAGGAACUCGUACCAGAGGCUUUCGAUCGACAUCAUCGGCCCGCAAAAGCUACUCACCGGCUCCGUCGAAGCCACAAUCGAUACGAUGUCUCAUCGAAUUGUCAAUCUUGACGUUCCUCGACUGUCCGCCUGGGCAGAAAAGGAGCUGGGAACCUUCAUGCGAGAAAAGGCAAAACAGAAAAACCUCAGCUGUGCCUGUUGGGCAAUGGACUCAUACUGGGAUCUCACCAAGAAACGCGCCGAGUAUUGGCGCAAAUGUGAGACGGCCUUCGCUCAUCUAAUACCAGGGCGAAGAAACGUUGGUAACGAGAAUUCCAAUCAAGCAAUGGAUGGGGAUGCAUCGAAGAACAUGACACGUAAGGAUUUGCUACGUCACUUAGGUCGGGAUGUCCUGGUUUUGGAGGAUAAGCAUGUGCUCUUGAAGAUAUCAUGGCGUAUUCAAUUUGAUUGGACGGGUGAGGCGGAGUCGAUUGUUCAGGUCGAACCUGCGUAUCCGCGAGUGUGGGCCGAAGCGGACACGAGCAGAAGCUUGAAUACAAUACCCCAGACGUUUCAAUCUCUAGUCGAAGCGCAUGGCGUGUUUGCAGCGACGAAGAUCAUGGUUGCGCUGCUCUUUGCGAAAGAGUAGGGGAGGGAAUUUAUGUCCUGAUGCGUUUCAAGGGAGUUUAUACAUGCAUCCCAUGACCAUGGGUUUUGUUUGCUUGGAUGACGUGAUACCAUAUUAUUUAGGGGACGGUGAUACCUCUUUGGCUUUGGGGCGUCUGUGAGAAUUUAUACGGAAAUGGGCUCAUACUUGGUGCCUAUCUUGGCUUUGUCGUCGGCUGUCCAAGUUUCUGCCACCUUGCCGCUAGAUAUUUGGGGGGAAUUUGCGAAUGACUAUUGAGAUCUGAUGUACCCACUCGGCUGAAAUGUAUUUGAGUUAUAGCUAUCUGGGAAAGAAACGACUCGCAGUGCUGAAGCUGGGGUCCAGACAUAUAGAUAUGCUGUAUAUGGUAUAGUUCCUCAAUGCAUGGCUCGCAUCC